CGUUAAAACACAACGCUAUUUUCGGAAAACUAUCCGAUAAAAUGCUUCUACAUAAAAUAUACUGAUUUACUUGAUUGUUGAAAAGCCUAUAGACCGUUUUCUGAAAAUUUUGAAACGGGUUUGGGCACAACGAAUGUAUUCACUGAGACAUUUAAUCAGAGAAAUGUUUUAUAUAUUUUCUAUAAUUGCGUAUGUGUUGGCCUACAAAAGUUCAUGUUUUAAAUAAUCAAAAGUACUUCUUGAUUUGGAUUUUUAUAAUUAAACGCAUCAGAAUAAAUCGGUCAAGCAUCAUAAUUAUGCCAUGUUGCUGUUGUGUUUGUUGAAACAACGCCGCGGCAGCGAGUAUUUGUGGGUGUGACUAAUCAGUGAUGUAGAACUGUCUGUUAUAAACCCUGAACUAUAAAUAGCAUGCAGUGUUAACCUUGCAGAGAGAAUGUAAACAGAAACAGCUGAUUUUACACAGGAGAGGUUUAAUGGAUGUUUUAUAUAACUCAAAGAUUAAUUAAAGACAUUAUCAAGUCAUCUUGUCCAGAUAUUAUUUUUGAAGUCAGUUGUUUUUCUUUUUUUUCACUGGAAUGCUGUAUGUGUCCUUCAUCAAGUCAAAAUCCAAAAGAUGUGCCUAAUACAUGGGGCAUUUCUUAUAGGAACAACCUGCUAAAAGUGUUCUUGACAGGAAUUUAAAAUAUUUUUAAACUGUUAAUGUAUAAAAAUUUUAUGCAUAUGCAACAUUUAGUUUGAUUAACAUUUGUGAAAUGUAAUUUUUGACUGCAAGAUAUUUACAACAAAAUAUAGUGUAAAUGAAAUAUACCUGGAAGUUACUUUUACUGUUUUAAUGAAGUUUAAACCAUUUAAAUACAAGUUGAAUCAGUACUUUGAAAUUAAAAAAAAAUCAUAGAUUUAUGGAUUAUUGUAAAUUUGUUGGAUAUAAAUACUUUUUGAUAAAGCAAGAUCAGUAAAAGUUAUUGUUUUUUCUUAUCAUGUAUUCAGCAUUCCAAUGUGUCGUCUGCUGAAAAUCUCCCUCCCUGAAAUAUAUAUCGUCUGCUACAAAUCUCUCUCACUGAAAUAAACACUGCCACGUGCUUCUGUUUACUACUGAAGGUUCAUGACCUGUAAUGAUCAGUUGGCUCCUCCCAGGGAAAUUCAAAUUUCAAAUUUGACAGCCAGUAUUUUUUUCCAGAAACACACUUAACAAAGUUAUAUUUUGAAUAAUUUUGGUCAAUCUAUAUCAAGAAUAUCAAUGCCUACAUACAUGCCAAGUGUUGUUUAAAUGCAUUUGGUAAUUAAUCUUAAAUCUUUGAAAAAGGGUCCCUGAAGUGAAGCAUGCAUAAAAUUAAUAAGAAACCUGCCCUAGCGCCAUCUGCUGGCUUUUAUAGUCCAGUUGGGCCUUUAAGCACCUGAUUACGAAAAUUAAUAGUUUUGAUAGCUCUACUAUAGUUUCAUUUAUGACGUCAAGAAAAGAUUUUCUGCUUGGUUCGCAUGAAAUGAAUUCUACAAAAAGGUCAGAAGAGUUGAAAUGCAAGGAAACGGAUGAAGGCCGGGGUUGUCGUAUGCCGAGACCUCCACGGGGCAACUUAUGUAUUAUUGACGACAAGGUUGACAUAUCUAAGAGAUAUAAACAACAAACAACUUCACCACAAGGACAAAGAGAGCCUGUUAAACCUAUUCGUGCGUUCGAUGAUAAACUGAUGUCACCUACCAACCCUCCUCCGCUUAUGAACAUCGAUCCUCGGUGUGUCAACAGAAUCCCGCGUGCCCAAAGGUACAAUAAAGGCGAUACUCAACCAACAAGAAGGGGUAGACAUUCAUCUGCUCAAAGACCUUCUAGUAACCAUGCAUUGAACCGAGACAUAUUUCGUUCGGCUGAAAGAGACGCAAACUGUAACCGAGGGCACAGACAAAACGUACGUGAUCAAGGCAAUGCUUUUCAAAAUAGAGAUAUCAGUGAUAUUGGAGAAAAUAAAACACCAACAGCCGAGGUUGUUUUCUCUUAUAUGGUAAAGAACAUGGAAGGAAAAGGUACCACGGAAGACAUACGAAAUAAGUCUAGAUUGUUUCCACCUGAAGUUGAUAUAAGCGAUUGGUUCCGAAGAAACAAGAGCCGGUUCACACUUAUUGAAAGGGAUGAUGAACUAACAUAUAUUUUUGUAUACGAUAAACGUGUUACAUGGUGUAUUGAUUACUCUAAAAAGGAAUCAUGCAAGAAGACAAAUUGCAACAGAUAUCACAUAUGUAAAAAUGUCUGUGCUGGAAAAUGCAUUUUUGGCAGACGGUGCAACUUCUCACACGAUUGCUUCGAUGAGCAUAAUAGUAAAAUUUCAAAUGAUUUAGGCUUCAGUGAUACAUUAACCAGUGAUGAGAUAUGUAUCAUUCUAAGACUAAGUUUUCCACAUGUUUGCUCUGCGUGGUCAUUUAAGGGCACCUGUACGGACUCUUAUUGCCCCGACCUACACAUAUGCCCAGGAUACAUUCUUGGUAAAUGCCAAGACGGACCAACUUGUUCUAAUAUUCAUGACAGGAAAACAGAACAUAAUAGAGCCAUUCUUGAAGCGUUUGACAUGACCGGCAUGAUUUAUCGCGUAUUUAGAUGGCGUGUCUUCAUGUUACACAAUCCAGCUUACAUGCGAAAUGAGCGGAUGACUUCUGGUGAAGCUGCCUCACAACGACAAAGUAUCGACAGUUUGAUACAUGAGGAGACCGAUGAAGCCGAGGAAGCGUUUAUAUGCGUCGAUUAUAUUUUCGGGGAAUGCCGUGACCGCCGCUGCAGAUGUAUCCAUAGUAAAAACAAACUGCCGUAUAUUUGGCAAAUACAUGUAUUUGGUGCUUGGAUUUCUCUGAACGAGUGUGAACAAAUUGAGGAAGCAUAUGCUGAUCAUGCAGUGAAAUCUAACAACAUUAAAAUGCCUUAUAAUGGAUCGGACCUCUCUGUUCAGGUAUAUUUUAUACCAGUUAUCAAAGCGGACGUGAUCAUAAAUGGUUCCGGCGAAAGUCUGGUAGAGACAAAAGCCCGACGUCUGUCAACCAUGUCUUACAUAAACGCCGAGUCAUCAUCGCGUGACGCAGAGUCAUCAUCUCGUGGAAAUGAAGAAGUGAAUACUAACAAGUUCUACACACAAUGGAGAUGGUAUUGGAGGGAUGAUUACAGACAAUGGAAUCUAUUUCAACCUGACGUUUUUCAGUACACAUUAGAGGCAAAGUAUUUGGCAAGGCAAAGGUUGUACAGUUUUUCAAGAGAAAAUUUUGCUUUUAAUCACACAAUUUUAUUCAACGAAAUGGUUCAAUUGAACAAUGACACACGAAAAGUAAGACUCAUCAUGCGGCGACCCGUUCUUUUGUCUCUCGAAGAAGUAAGAAGGAAGAUUUUUCCGCUGUCACUGUCAGCCGUCACUUUGAUAAAGACACCAUUACCAGAAUCAUGGAUGCCAUGGGAUUUAGUUCAGCCUUUUGAACUAGUUCAUAUAACCGGUAACAGUUCAAACGAGGUGGAGGAAAUUGAAAGACUUUUCUUCGAAACGAUUGACAGAAGUAAAGAACGAAUAGACAGUAUUUGCCGAGUACAAAAUCAUAAACUGUGGGAAUUAUUCUGCAGUGAAGAGAGCACCAUGAAGGAUAAGGCAAGAAGAUUAAGAUAUAAACACAACAGUAUUAACAAGAAGUUCUUAUUUCAUGGGACUGACAAUAUAGACGCUGUGCGUGGAAUUUGCGUAAACAAUUUCGAUAUUCGCGUGUCAGGAAAGUUUGGCACAAGUUACGGUGAUGGGGCAUACUUUGCAAGGGACGCCAAAUACAGCCAUUGUUACACUCAAGGUCCAGUGAGGUACAUGUUUGUUGUCAAUGUUUUACUUGGACAAUCUGCUAAGGGAGAUAAAUCUUACAGAAGACCGCCUGAGAUACCAGGAAGAAUUUACGAGCUGUAUGAUUCUUGUGUUAAUGACAUUGAAGAUCCGAGUAUAUUUGUUUUGUUUGACAAAAAUCUUUACUACCCUCAAUACCUGAUACAGUAUCAUGACAUAUAGAAACCAUCAGUCAAGAAAAAACAACAGUUUCUCAAUCAACAUUAUAUUCCAGCUUCUAGCUGAUUUCGAAGGCAUUUAUGUUAGAAUGAAUUUAGGUAAACGUAACAAGCAGGAUUGAAUGUUCAAUGAACCUUUCAUACUGGUUUUGUAAGACUGUAUGCUCGAAGGAUCUAAUCUUUUGAAGUUAAGUGUAAUACUAUUUUAUUGCAUAUAUAAAUAUACAUCAAUAUUUUUACAUCAACAUAAUUACACAAUAUACAAAAGGGUUGCGCCAAAAGAUUUGCAACAUUAUCGUGGACGCUUCCUUGAAUAUUAAUUAAUGAACGAUGAGUUGGAAUAUACCGCGUCGAACUGAGCACCGGUUAAGCUACGGCCAGUAAUCGUGUAAGGGAAGAUCACUGCGUGGGAGAUUGAUAGUGGCUAUAUAAGUUUUUUAAAAGUUCAUUUCUUCAGCGACAAAAAGAUGUUGCUUUAAAAUGUUUCUUGCAGAGUGUUACAUCAUGUUUGAAUGUAUAAUUGCAUGGAUACACUCCACUUGUUUUGUUGUUCUUUUUGAAAAUGUAAUCAUUCUGUAGCCCGGGGUUCUAUGAUAUCAUGGUACUUAAUGUUUAUCAGAAAAAAAAUCAAAAAUGAAAAUCAUACAGGACUAUUUAAUAAGUGAUCCUUUUCCAAGACUGUUUGUCAAAAAUUUAUUUCCAAAGAUCCAAUUAGAAUGUAAUUCUUUAAACUAUUUCAAUUGUUUGCCAUUUUGUAUCACGGUUGAAGCCGAAAAUCGAGUUUGAAAUCUUCAAAUUAAGUUGUGAUAUUUUAACUUCCUGUAAAAUUGAAAACUAUAGGAACAGCCAUAUGUGAUAUUAACAUAUUUGUAUUGACUAUGUAUGGAAAUAGUAGUCGAAUAUGGAUAUUUUAUAAAAUAGUUUUCUUUUCCACGAAUAUACCCAUCAUUUAUAAAUAAGAAGUAUUGACAGAUGCUAUGCAAUCAAGUGUGGCAGUUUUAAAAAAGUAGCAUAAAACAUGCGUUGCUUUUACUAACAGAAAAUGUAAAUACCGUGAUAUCAUAGGAACUGAGUAUACUUAAUGAUGAAGUUUUAUGUUUUAUAAUGCCAAUAAAAUUUAGAAGUUUUAAAUUUUCGAAAUACAUCAUAACAUUUGAUGUUUUCAGUUUUCACGCGUAUAAGUAUAUAAUUUAUCGUAGUUGUGUCCACAUCUUUUUCUGUGGUCACAAGUACAGCCGUGUAAUUGGUCUCAGUUAUUAUAUUGAUUGUCUUACAUGGGAAAGUACUGUAUAUAAAACGACAGCAGCAAGCUUAAGUAUCAUAAAACUUAUCCCUGAAUGUGUAAAAAUAAGUUAUUGCAAAGUUAUUAGAGAAUUGAAUGCAUUAGUUUCCGUAUAUUGACAGGAUUUAAAUGUCUUAGCUUUCUAUUUAUGACGAUUGUCCUAUAGAAUGUUAGUUUUUUUUACUUCUGACAUUGUGUUCUUGAUGCUUUUUAUUCUGAUAUAAAUUAUAAUAUGACUUUAAAUGUUUUUGAAUUUAGAUAUUGUUUUUUUUUACUUUUAUUAUUGAUGAAUAGUAUGUGCUACUUACUUAAAGGGACCCCAAUGAGGGUUGUUUUGUCAUGCGACAUAAUGGGACUGAAAAUACUCUUUGAUGUACCAAUAACUUGUUUGUUAAAGAUCCUGUAACUCCUGAUCAUUUAUCAAUAUUGUAAUUAAGUUCCAAAAAGCAUUUAUUUGUAAUUAAAAGAUAUUACCGAAUUCAUAUUUUUAUGUUAAUAAAGGGAGGUGAUUAGAAAUUUAUUUUCUAUAAAGUCUAUGUCAAAUUUUUCAAUAAGAAAUGAAUGCAUAUAUUUUAAUGAUUACAUAUAAUGUGGUACAUAUUUUACAUAUCCUUCGAAGUUUAAAAAUUGUUUUAGAAGCAUAAUUAUAUACAUAUAUGAAAUUUCACUUAAGUGUGGUUACAACCUUAAUUACAACAUACAGAAUCUUUAAAUUUUAGAUCAUUUGCUGUUUUUGUUUUAUAGAUAUCACUACAGUAUUAUCAUUUUAUUGUGCAAAAAUUGCAUUUAUACGCUUUUACCCAAAACGGUCACUAAAUAUCGAUAUUAAAUCUUAUUUUGAGUAUGUUUA
Molecule: messenger RNA, 6141 nt
Organism: Ruditapes philippinarum (Manila clam)
Lineage: Eukaryota; Metazoa; Mollusca; Bivalvia; Venerida; Veneridae
Product: protein mono-ADP-ribosyltransferase PARP12-like
Exons: 8
Coding region: 1443-4013 (856 amino acids)
Molecular function (GO): NAD+ poly-ADP-ribosyltransferase activity; metal ion binding
Source: RefSeq, a predicted model, not a curated record